AUGGCUUCUACAGCUGAGAAAGAUUUGACACAGAUGGAUGUCAAAGAUACAUCCACUCCAUCUGAUCCGCCCUCCAUCAAAGAUGGCGCUCACGACAACGUCGACGUCGGCGUCGUCCUCACCCACGAUGAAUACCAUCUUGCCACCCUGGGAUACAAACAAGAGUUCAUUCGAUCCCUGGGCUUCUUCGAGAGUUGGGCCGCGACAUUCACUUCUAUGAACUUCAUCUCUGGUAUUCCUGUCUUAUUUGGGUGGGUUAUGUACACCGGAGGACCCCAAGCAGCAUUCGCCAACUGGACAAUGAUUGGUGGCCUUUCCUGCAUCGUGAGCUUGGUCAUGGCAGAGCUGGCCGCUGCGCUACCCACCACCGGCGGCAUCUACUUCUGGAGCUACCGUCUAGGCGGAGAGAAGUAUGGUCCCUUCCUCAGCUGGAUGACAGCAUGGUGGAAUUUUGCAGGCUGGUGUUGA
Molecule: messenger RNA, 468 nt
Organism: Fonsecaea nubica
Lineage: Eukaryota; Fungi; Ascomycota; Eurotiomycetes; Chaetothyriales; Herpotrichiellaceae
Product: Cholinephosphotransferase 1
Exons: 1
Coding region: 1-468 (155 amino acids)
Biological process (GO): transmembrane transport
Cellular component (GO): membrane
Molecular function (GO): transmembrane transporter activity
Source: RefSeq, a predicted model, not a curated record